Effrenium voratum is the source of this 2272-nucleotide messenger RNA. The record is from the annotation of a GenBank genome assembly. Lineage: Eukaryota; Dinophyceae; Suessiales; Symbiodiniaceae.
GUAGUCCUCUCAGCUCUCAGCGUUCAUAUGCCUAGCCAUGGGAAAGCGCCGGGAUACAAAGACGAACGCCAAGCAGGAUAGAUGGGGAGCGAAGGAACAGAGUCAGAGUUCGAGCUCUGUCUGGCUUUAUGGCGCCGUUACAUUGGCUGGAGUUCUGCUGGCGAUCGCCACCCAGCAAGUGGGCCGCAACGACAAGCAGGAGAAGUUCCAGCGCCUGGUGCGCUGGGUGCAGGAGGCUGGCGGAUAUGUGUCUCCAAAGAUCUCGUACGUGGAUGCCACGACGAAGGGGGCGAUGCUGUUGGCUUCAGAGCCGGUGAAGGAAGGGGAGAAGCUGAUGAGAAUCCCCCGGCAGGCGCAAAUCAGCGAUGCGAGUGUCCGCAGCGACAGUGCGCUUCCACGAUACGUGGAUGGCAUCAGUGACCUCAGCCUGGGUCGCAGCGGUGUUGCUGCCAUGGCUGCUUGGCUCACCAGCCGCUACGGAAGCUACCUGCAAGACCCCGAGUCUGUUGGGCCAUGGCGAUUCUGGUGGGAGAUGUUUUCUGCUCCCUGGUCCAUGCCCUUCUAUCGGGAUGCCACUGAGCAGCUGCUGUUGCUGGGCUCCUACGAAUUUCAAGAGAUUCGCCGGAACCUCUUUUGGUAUACCCGCGAUUUCGAGAAGCUGACAGAACCGUGCAAGAAAGGAACCUGCAGUGCCGAGGUGCGAUUGAUGGACUUUGAUGCUUAUCAGGCCAUGAAUCAGUUCAUACUCUCCCAUGCCUUCAAAGGGCCUGGCGACAAGCCCCACAUCAUACCGAUUUUCGAAGUCUUGAACCAUUCGCCGGAAUUGGCGUCAGACUUGAAUUAUGAAAUGGACGGCGAUGGCAAUUUGGAGGUCUGGGCCAAGUGGGAUAUUCCGCCUGGCACUGAAAUUACAAACAGCUACGGGCGGCGCUCGAACAGCGAGCUGCUGGCCUCCUACGGCUUCGCGGACCCGCCGUACCUGGAGCCCUUCUGGUCCCUCCGGAUCUUCACCCAGGCUUUGGCCGAGAAGCAUUUCCCGGACAUGGACAUCGAGGACAUGGAGAUCGAUGUCCGGCUGGCGACCCCGUGGCUGAGGAGUCUGCCCACCGAUGGCGCGGCACCAACGCCGCUUGCCACUCUCGCCUCAGAGCUGGACAGGGCCACAGGCCAAGUGCCCUCCCUGCUUGGCUUGGUGGAAACCACCGCAGAUCACUUCCUGAAGUGGUAUCGCAAUGAUCAGCUCAUCGCCAAGUACCGAAGCACCCUGGAAGAGAAUCGCAGGCACAACGCCAGUAGCUCGGUUUGGUGGCUGGAAGGGCCAACUGCUUGGAGCUUCAGUCGGGAAGAGUUUGCUGGUUUGCUGCAGUCCAAAGGCCGCAGCGAGCGUGAGAAGCUGCGGCAGGAGGCCAGCUCAGGCGAUCUCAGCGAUCCCAGGAGCAUCGGGUUCUGGAAUUCCACGGUGGUGCGGGUGAAGAUGAGCGAGUAUUUGUGCGCGGUGGCCCACAAGGAGGCGCUGCAGCUCCUGCGAGGUGAGCUUCAGUCAUCCGAAGUCAUGGCCGAGUCUGUCCAGACGGCCGAAGCGUUGCGAGACUUUCGGCGGAAAAGGGCUGAACUGGCGGCCUUCGAGACGCCAGCUUUGCGUUUAAAAGAAGAAGAAGAAAAACGGGAUGCCAACGAGGCAACGCAGGUGUUCACCAGCACCAUGCCGCGCGCAGUUGCCUCCGUGUGCUGCAUGGGACAGCCUCCCGACAAACGCUCAGCUCUGAACCCCAUUGACAAGGGCGUGUUGGGCGAGGGCUGGUGGGACGUGGAGUGCCCUGAAGAUGUGCCGCCCUGGCGAGAGGUCGAGAAGCGACAUCCAGAGUUCAUGCAGCAGUGGAAGCAGGACCCUUUGUGCUGCCACUUCCCUGGCGGCGAGAGUUACCUGGAUGUCGUCAUGCGUUUGGAGAGCGUCUUGAUUGACGUAGAGAUGUGUACUAGCCCGGUCCUGAUUGUCAGCCACAUUACGACCCUCCAAGUGCUUUUGGCCUACUUCAAAGGGGUGCCCGUUGCCGAGGCUUGGAAGUUGUCCCUUCCCAAGCGAGUCGUUGUGGAGGUCUCACCAACUGCUGGCGGCAGUUACGCGUGCGAGGAGAGUUCAGCUUGGCUUCGCCGAGUGAAGAGCAAGCUGCAGGAUACCCAGCCCUGGCUAUUUCCGCAGAGAAGGAGCCCAAAAAGGAUGAGAAGCGGCAGAGAUUGGCAGUGGUCCAGUAGGUGUUCAACUGAGCUUUAG